AUGUGCACCGCCGCCCUACAUGCAUUGCAGGCGCUCACACCCGAUGACAUUGAGCCGGGCCCGGCCGGGCUCGCGCGCCAGCGCCAGCACAACGUGAGCCGCUUCCUGGCAGCUGCCGGGCGGCUGCUGCCUCCGGACUGCGUGUUCACGCAGGCGGAGCUGGAUGCGGACUGGGAGGCGGAAGAGCCGCGCGUCGCGGACUGCGUGCUGUCCCUGCGGUCUGCGGCAGCCGGCGCCGCUGCGGGCGCACAGGCGCUGCACUCGGGGGCCGCACAGUCGCCGCUUUCCGAUACCGCGCUGCGACGCCAGCGCGAGCAGCAGCAGCAUGCGCUGCCGCCCUGUGCGCGCAGCAGCAGCGGCAGCAGCCCUUACGGCUGGCAAGGCCAGGUCACUGCCGAGCCGUCCACGCCAGGCCACAGCGGCGGCGCGCCAACGCCGUUCGCGGUGGUUGCAGGCAGCGGAGGCAGCUUCAGCGCUGCACGGCCGCCGCUGCCCUCGACGCCGCCUGCCAACGGGGCUGUUGGCCCCAGCCCUAUGCGGAGCGCGCAGCCUCCGGCCGUCGCCGCUGCGCCCGCGGCGGCGCCUGCCGGCUUCGGCCCCAACGCGCCAGUGGCAGCUGCGGGCCUGCCGCCGGCGGCGGCCGGCGUCGGCCUGGGUUUGGGCGCCCUGGGCGGCGCUGCGCCUGGCGGGGAGAUGCGGUCAAUGCAGGCGGUGGCCGGCGUAACGCGGCUCAUGCAGCAGUGCAGCGGCAUGCUGCGCGAGCGUAUGUUCAUGGGCGGCGCCGGCGGCGGCGCGCAGGCGGCGGCAGGGGCGGCGGGGCGGAGCCCGGCCACUUUCGACCCCCAACAGGCGCUGUUCCCUGUGCUGGACGCGGUGUUGGGCCAGAUCACCCAGGAGUAUGAGAAGCGGCUGCUGCAGAAGGACCAUGAGCUGACGAGCGCGCGCGAGCGGGCGGCGGCGGCGCAGCGGGACGCCGCGGAGGCGCAGGCCCGCCUCCAGCAGGCCCAGUCCGAGUCCCGGCGCGAGGGCGCCGCCGCCGCGCGCGCUGCCGCCGCCGACGCGACCUCGGCGCUGGCGGCGGCGCGCGGGGAGCUGGAGGCGGCGCGCGCACUGCUGCGGGAGCGCGAGGGGGAGCUCGUCGUUCUGAGGGGCGCGGCGGACGAGGGGUUGCGAGCGCGGGCGGCGAGGGAGGCGGCGCUGCAGGGCCAGCUGGAGGAGGCCAGGCGCCAGCUGGCGGCGGUUGAGGACCUUUCGGCGCGAUACCGGCGCGUGGUUGAGCAGAACAGGGCGCUAUACAACGAGGUGCAGGACCUCAAGGGCAGCAUUCGCGUGUUCUGCCGCAUCAGGUGGGGGCGCGGUAGCUACGAUGCAUCAGGCGUUGCCAGGGGCCCUGCGGCAGCUGAGGCAUGA
Molecule: messenger RNA, 1410 nt
Organism: Monoraphidium neglectum
Lineage: Eukaryota; Viridiplantae; Chlorophyta; Chlorophyceae; Sphaeropleales; Selenastraceae
Exons: 5
Coding region: 1-1410 (469 amino acids)
Biological process (GO): microtubule-based movement
Molecular function (GO): microtubule motor activity
Source: RefSeq, a predicted model, not a curated record